AUGGCCUACUCAACAGCCCCGCCAGCCUGCUCCGUCGCGGACGUAAGCUUCCCCACGCCAUCCGUCAUGCUCGUGACCAUCAACAGGGAGCGCGCCCUCAACGCCAUCACCAUGGCCGGCCACACGGAGGGUGCAGCGCUGUGGCAGGAGGAAGGCGUUUUGCGCGGGGCGGACCUCGUGGAGCAAAAGGAGCGCAAUCGCAAGAUUAUCGGCGGGCUGCCCUCGAGCGGGUUCUUCGGCAUCAGCACGCGCGUGGGCAAGAAGCCCAUCAUUGCCGCGGUCAACGGGUUCGCGUUUGGAGGGGGAUUCGAGAUCGUUUUGAACUGCGAUCUAGUCAUCGCCUCGCCGACAGCAACCUUCACCCUCCCCGAAGCGAAAUGGGGUCUCUACGCCGCGGCCGGAGGCCUCGCCCGGGCGGUGAGGACCUUUGGCAUGCAGCUCGCGGCGGAGAUGGCCAUCGCAGGCCGCGUGCUGAGCGCGGAGGAGCUGCAGCGGCUGGGGUUCCUACGGGUGGCGGCGAGCCAGGAGACGCUUUUGGAGGAGGCGAUGGCGCUGGCGGCCGGGGUGGCGCGCAUGUCGCCGGACGCCGUCAUCGUCAGUCGGGCGGGGCUCCGGCAGGCGUGGGAGACGGGCAGCGUGCAGCGAGCGGCGCAGAUCACGGACGAGCAGUUUGGUCGGGGGUUGAUGGAGGGGCAGAAUGCGCGCAUCGGGCUCGAGGCGUUUGCGGCCAAGAGGGAGCCGGAAUGGGUCCCGUCCAAGCUGUAG
This is a messenger RNA of Parascedosporium putredinis, 765 nucleotides long. The record is from the annotation of a GenBank genome assembly. Lineage: Eukaryota; Fungi; Ascomycota; Sordariomycetes; Microascales; Microascaceae.